AUGUUCAACUUCAUAAAGAAGUCGAGCGUUCUAGCGAGCGGAGACUCUACCAGCUACGAGGAACGAGACGGCGAGAAAGAGAGGAGGAAAAGGGAGAAGAAGGAAAGAAAAGAGAGGGAGAAACGGGAACGUAUAGCGGCUGGCCUCGAAGAGCCUUUGAGAUUAGAAGAGGUUCGAAGGUCAUUGAAACUCCGAGGACGCCGUAAAGAAAAGGAGAAAUUGCCGUCAGGUAUCACAGCCGACUAUACCGCCUCUCUCUUUGCUCACCUCGAACACGACUCGAACUAUUCCAACUACCCAAUAAUAAACACCUCGGGUUCAAACUCCAAUCUAAGCGACGAAAAUAACCAUUUAUCACCCGGAUACCCCACCACACAUACCUGGAACAAGAAAGAUGUGCUACAAUCUGACAGUUCAGAAACUUCGCUGAAUUCGUUAAAUAACCCCAACAAUGCCAAUAAUAGUCCACGUCAAGCGCCAAAUCUGCCGCCGAUACCUCCACGACCCCCUAAAAGAGGCAUUCUCAAGGGUCCAAGGUUGAGUAACACCAGCUCUAACUCCCAAGAAAGCAAUGUUCAUAACAUAGACACCGUGGACUACACAAAUGGCCAAGAUUCCAAUUUAUUGGCGAGGAACACUCAACAAAAUGAACUCAUUUCUUACGGUAUUCCUGCUUCUAAGAGUACAUCAUCCAGCGACGACAUGCAGCACGUGCAAAAUUUUACGAAAAAAGUAAUUCAUAGUCCCGUUGAAACUCAAUUCAAAAAUUAUAAAAACAAUGCAAACUCAUCAGCCAAUAGACAAGAUGUGGAAGACACACCAAAGACGAAUGGUAACAGCUACCUUGGAGUAACUUCCACCUCGCCUAGUGCUGACUCACUCACUGACACCACAAAUUCUUCCUUUGCUACUCCGCCUUUUUCAACGUCACCCGUUGGCGAAUCUCAAGGUUUUCACCGUUGGUCUAGGACCAGUACUUUUGACGAUGUCUACUUACCAUUACCGGCAUUGACUCCCUUACAUCUCCCUAAACCAAGGAUACUGACCAUACAACGCCAGAAGGCACCCAGAAAUGAUUUUGGGUUUAGUCUUCGUAGAGCUGUGAUUCAGGAGAGGGUGUUUAUUGGUGAUAUAAAGGAAUUGUCGGAAAAUACAAUGGCUAACGAUGAGAAUAAAUCAAAUGGGAAUGUAAUUACCAGUAAAUUGACGUAUAAGGCAGUGAUUCUGGCUGAGCCGGGGUCCUAUCCUGGUUCAAGCGAAACCGGAUUGAUGCCAGGCGAUAGGUUGAUAGAAGUCAAUGGAGUUAACGUGGAAGGAAAGAGUAGAGAAGAAGUGAUUGAUCUCAUUAAAAGCAGUCAGGAAUCUGUGACAGUGAAGGUACAACCAGUGGCAGAAUUGUGUGAGCUAUCUCGGAGGCGCGCUGCAGAUGGUGGCGCUGAAGUAGAUCUCUCUGAUAGCAACGUUAGAGGCGGGACCCUGAGCAGAUCGGGCAGUAGGCGGUUUAUCAGCACCCAGGUUAGUCAUAGAAUAAAGAGAAGUUCAAACGAAAUAUUGAAAUCAUAG
This is a messenger RNA of Leptosia nina, 1563 nucleotides long. The record is from the annotation of a GenBank genome assembly. NCBI's taxonomy places the organism in Eukaryota, Metazoa, Arthropoda, Insecta, Lepidoptera, Pieridae.